This is a messenger RNA of Zygotorulaspora mrakii, 1200 nucleotides long. It is a transcript of the gene RSB1, whose product is annotated as phospholipid-translocating ATPase RSB1. Lineage: Eukaryota; Fungi; Ascomycota; Saccharomycetes; Saccharomycetales; Saccharomycetaceae. Gene Ontology annotation, cellular component: fungal-type vacuole; plasma membrane. The transcript has a single exon. The record is from RefSeq and is a predicted model, not a curated record. The coding region runs from base 1 to 1200 and encodes 399 amino acids.
AUGUUGUUAGAAGCUGCUUAUGGUGCGCUAUUAAGCGCGAGAGACUCUGGAUCGGAUUCCAGCUCAGAUGGCACGGGGCCCGUUGUAGACGGGAUUUCGCCGGUGUCGAUGUAUAGUGGCAUGGUGCCGAACCUGGCGUUCAACAUAGCAAUGCUUGUCAUUUGGUCUUUGCUGCUGGCAUUCCACACCACGAUGGUGUGGUGGAAACAGUACUGGUUUUCCAUCGCGUUUAUGUGCGCCGGAAUCAUGGAGGUUAUCGGGUAUGUCGGAAGAGUUAUAUCGCACUACAAUGUGUUCAAGAUCGAUCCGUUUUUGAUGCAGAUGGUGUGUCUGACCAUCGCGCCCGUCUUCACGAUGGGUGGUGUCUACUACCAGCUAGCCAAGCUCAUAGAGAUCUACGGCCACCGGUUCUCGCUGCUUCCGUCUCCGAUGGCGUACUCGUACAUUUUCAUAGCAUGCGACAUCAUAUCGCUGGUCAUCCAGGCGGCCGGCGGUGGUCAGAGUGGUUCGGCUGCUACUUCGGGCACAAACACCGAUGUGGGGGACAAUAUAUUUGUGGGGGGGUUGGCAGUGCAAGUGGCCUCGAUGACUAUCUUCAUAUGUUUGAUGCUCCACCUGUUCUACAAGGUGUUUGUCCAGACCCGCAUAGAUCACGCGGGGGUCAACAGACUGAGCUGGUCGUUGUUCAAGAUUCCGCAGACAGAGAUCGAUUACAUGUACAGAAAAAAGUUCCAGCAUGUGAGGCUCAACCCUGACAGAUGGGUGUUCCAUUACUUCCCGUUUGCACUAGCGUUGGCGGUUUUCCUUAUCUUUGUUCGUUGUUGCUAUAGGUUGGCAGAGUUGGCAGAGGGAUGGGGCGGCAAUCUGAUUACCCACGAGAAUUAUUUUAUCAUUCUGGACGCCUUAAUGAUGGCGGCGGCAACCACUAUACUGACAGUAUUCCAUCCAGGGUUAGCCUUCAGAGGUAGAGAGGUUACUAUCAAGAUUACGAGGGGUCAUGUCGAUCCAGAGACGUUACAGGAUCUGGAGAAGGAAAAGUAUUCGGGGGAGGGAACGUCUGAAGACGAUGAGAAGAGUAAUCAUUCAACGAAAAAUGCUUUCUUGAGUUUUUUCAGAAGGAAAGCAAGUACACGCUCACGUACUGGCACAGACACGACGACUGUAAAACUAGAACAAGCUUCGCUUAAGGAAUCCCAGUAA